This is a messenger RNA of Phyllostomus hastatus (greater spear-nosed bat), 1750 nucleotides long. RefSeq names its product olfactomedin like 3 (gene OLFML3). Lineage: Eukaryota; Metazoa; Chordata; Mammalia; Chiroptera; Phyllostomidae. Gene Ontology annotation, biological process: signal transduction. The record is from RefSeq and is a predicted model, not a curated record. The transcript has 3 exons. Bases 75 to 1295 code for a protein of 406 amino acids.
GAACCCGCGGGCUCCGGCGAAGAGGCCCCGGCCCACCACUGCACACUCCUACCCCUGCCCGCUCUCCCGCUGCCAUGGGGCCCGGCUCUCCUCUCUUCAUCCUGCUCCUUCUGUCAUUGUGGGGACCCCUUCGGGGGCAGCAGCACCACCUGGUGGAGUACAUGGAACGCCGACUAGUUGCCUUAGAGGAGCGGCUGGCCCAGUGCCAGGACCAGAGCAGUCGGCAUGCCGCUGAGCUGCGGGACUUCAAGAACAAGAUGCUGCCGCUGCUCGAGGUGGCCGAGAAGGAGCGGGAGGCCCUCCGAACUGAGGCGGACACCAUCGCGGGGAGAGUGGACCGUCUGGAGCGAGAGGUCGACUAUCUGGAGAUGCAGAGCCCAGCUCUACCCUGUGAAGACGUUGGCGAGAGAGUGGCGGACGGCGCUGGGACCAAAGGCAAGGGCAGAAGAAAUGAGAAGUAUGACAUGGUGACAGACUGUGGCUACACAAUCUCUCAGGUGAGGUCAAUGAAGAUCCUGAAGCGGUUCGGCGGCCCAGCCGGCCUGUGGACCAAGGACCCCCUGGGGCCGGCGGAGAAGAUCUACGUGUUAGACGGGACCCAGAACGACACGGCCUUUGUCUUCCCAAGGCUGCGCGACUUCACCCUUGCCAUGGCGGCCCGGAAGGCGUCCCGGAUCCGGGUCCCCUUCCCCUGGAUCGGCACGGGGCAGCUGGUCUACGGCGGCUUCCUUUACUACGCCCGGAGGCCGCCCGGGGGCCCCGGAGGGGGCGGCGGGCUGGAGAACACGCUGCAGCUCAUCAAGUUCCACCUGGCCAACCGCACCGUGGUGGACAGCUCGGUGUUCCCGGCCGAGGGCCUGGUCCCCCCGUACGGGCUGACGCCGCACACGUACAUUGACCUGGCCGCCGACGAGGAGGGCCUCUGGGCGGUCUACGCCACCCAGGAGGACGACAGGCACCUGUGUUUGGCCAAGUUAGACCCGCAGACGCUGGACACCGAGCAGCAGUGGGACACGCCGUGUCCCAGGGAGAACGCGGAGGCUGCCUUCGUCAUCUGUGGCACCCUGUAUGUGGUCUACAACACCCGCCCUGCCAGCCGGGCCCGCGUGCAGUGCUCCUUCGAUGCCAGUGGCACCCUGACCCCGGAGAGGGCCGCCCUCCCUUACUUCCCGCGCCGGUACGGCGCCCACGCCAGCCUCCGCUACAACCCCCGCGAGCGCCAGCUCUACGCCUGGGAUGACGGCUACCAGCUCGUCUACAAGCUGGAGAUGAGGAGCAAAGAGGAGGAAGUCUGAGGAGCUCGCCUCUCUGACGAGUCUCUCUCCUCUCCGUGCAGUUGUAGCCCCACUGAAUCUCCCGUCCUCAUCAUCCCGACGUGCGCGAGUCGUAGUUCAGAUCUCGUAUUCCUAGCCAGUGGAGGCCACGUUCCCAGGGCCUCUUCAUUCCAUGUGGGAUCGUGAGGAGUCCUUUUGGAGCUAAAGGGGGAAAGAAACCCUAAGGGUGCACUCUUCUCUCCUGCCCCAUGUCCACAAAUUUCAGGCCACAGAUGACCCAGAACCAGAGCUCUGACCUCGUGUGGGGGUGACCCCAGUGAGAGGCCACAGAGUACGUGCCUCUGUGUGGGCUGGAGGAGAGAGGGCUGGGAGACGUUCCGCUCGGCCGUCUCUCCCUUCAGUGUCCUCAAGAAUGGGACUUCCUCCACCUCGUUUUGUACUGAAACGUCUUGCAUUAAAAGGAAAACCCACUGCUC